Molecule: messenger RNA, 1397 nt
Organism: Wyeomyia smithii (pitcher-plant mosquito)
Lineage: Eukaryota; Metazoa; Arthropoda; Insecta; Diptera; Culicidae
Exons: 2
Coding region: 509-1252 (247 amino acids)
Source: RefSeq, a predicted model, not a curated record
UCGUUCGCGAUGGCUACUUCCCCGUUUUUUUGCCAUCGAAAAUAGCGAAUAAAAUUACCGGGAUCGAACUUUAAAAAAAAGUUAUUUAUAAGGUUGUAUACUGGAUGAAAAUCGACACACACAAAAAUACCUCCAAAUUUAAUGAUAUGGAGAAUUCACUAAUUCGAAGAUUUUGUUAUCAUGCACGUACAUAUUCUUGUGUUUGGAGAACGGUAAACAAUUGAUAGAUUCCCUCAGGGCCGAUCAAUGACGAAAUUCGCGACGACCUCACCACCUGCAUCACUGUGAAAACUGCUAUUAAAAAUCCGGUUCGGUACGGGAAUUGAAUCACAAUAUCAUCCGCGAAAACCGAAAAGCACAAAAGACAAACAAAACCUGUCCCAGUUUCGAGCACAGGUAGGGAGGGUAAGACGCAAACAAGAACCCUCGAAUUUAUAUAAAGCUGUGUUAUCGAUGUAGUUGCAGAUGAUUUCGUUACAAACCAGCAAGAGUACAGAAAGUUAAUAGCAUGCACUGGUUACAGUUCCGCACUGUUGCGGUCGCGACAUUUCUCCUAAUAUCAACGGUGACUCGUACGCGCGCUGCUAUUAAUUUACCACCCGUAACCGGUUCCGAUACUGGUUCUCUGCUGCGACGGUGCCCCUGUGUCCCGGUGAACACCUGUUACAGUCAAGGCGUGAAUCUCAACGAACAACAGUACCUGAACGCUAACUUCCAGUGUCCGAUGUUCACCUACCAGCACUGCUGUGGACCCUACUAUCCAACCCUUGGCGGCGAAGGACCCUAUUUCCAACAGCAGCAGCAACAAGUUUUCACCGCAGAACCGUCUAAACCACGAGAGGGUGAGAAUGUGUUAGUCGUUUUGGCUCAAAGCGUCUCUCCGGCCGAGGAAACUCUAGGGGAAGAGAACGUGAUGACCGUCUUGCCGGAAACAACGGAAAAUUCUCUUCCGGAAACCACAACGGAAUUGCCCAGUGAAACUACAACUGAUAUUGUUGAAGAAACAACAACGCCGGAAGCAACAACGACCACCACAACUACCGUAUCUCCGCCACGAGGUCGACUAAGUCGCUUCCAUCAUCGACGUCCCAUUCCGAGGUAUGAACGCAGCUCCACACCAAUCCCUUCCAGGCAUGAUACAUCGACAACCGAGCAAUCCCCGAUUCGGAGAUUGCCAUCCCGACGAGGGUUGUACCAACGACGACGAAAGGAGGAACUAACGUCCUCCACAACUGAAGCUGCUGACGAGUAGAAAGGCUUUCACAACUACGAAUAGCUAAGGUCUAUACCAAUCAGUGUAGUUAACAUGUUUUUCCUCAAUUGCUUGAAUGUUGAACGGGAUUGCAUUUUUAUAUAUAGCAAAUAAUGAUCAUAAAAUUAUUAGCUGACUUACAAAA